This is a messenger RNA of Ogataea angusta, 1248 nucleotides long. RefSeq lists its product as uncharacterized. The record is from RefSeq and is a predicted model, not a curated record. The coding region runs from base 1 to 1248 and encodes 415 amino acids. Lineage: Eukaryota; Fungi; Ascomycota; Pichiomycetes; Pichiales; Pichiaceae. The transcript has a single exon.
AUGUCAACCAACCGAUCAUUUAAAGUCUCCAGUCAGUCCCCGAACUCCAAAAUUGCCUCAACUCUGAAGACUAGAAUGACGCCCGAUGCUAUUGAAGGAAACAAAGAACAAAAGAUUGGUACAACUCCUUCCUCGCCAUACUUUGGAGACAAUGCAGAUGGCUCCCCGCAAAGCAACAAAAGAACGGGAAUCAACUUGGGACUUAGUGUGUUCGGCACAGAACUAUCUGAAACGAAAAACUGCAUAGAGCUUUCCUCAUCCAAGCAGGAAACUUUUGAGCAAGGGCCAGUUCUGCCCAACAUAACUAAGAACACGACCUUAAGGAGUCCAUCAGCCACACCAACUAGAUACAUCGAGAUAAAUCAACAAGAUCAUGGAUUGUCGCAUGAUCUUCGUCUUUUAGCCUCUAAAGAAAUGGAGAUCUUAGAGAUUAAUCAGCAAGUGAAAGCGCUUUCCCAUCGAAAAAAGGAGCUGGAAAAUGAGAUUCAGGAAUUGAAGAUUGGUAUUGAAAAAGAACUCACAACAAAGAUCGGAUCUGGUCAAUCACUAGGGGGUAAUCAUGGGCUAUUCGAAAAGCACGUUCCAAAAUCUCCCAAUAGUCUUCAAAGACGACGGCUACAGACCACAGGUGUUUCAGGUGAUCCGCUUCUGAACUCAAAACCUUCAGACAAAGUAGAUGACGAUCUCAGGGACGACUUUGGCAGAUCAUGGUUUGCCAAACCUCUUACACUGUUCCAACAAAUUGAUUCGUUGAUUUACCAAGAAUUCGAGAAAUUGCACCUAGGUCCAUCAUUUAUGAGCUCCUCAUGUCCUGAUUCAGAGCGGAAAAAUGAUGAGCUUGAUAUUUCAGAGAGACUCUCGUGUUCGUCAUCCCUUGUUAAAGGAAAUCAAGAAAAUGAUACCUCCUCACUGAGGGACGCUGAACAAUUUCAGACUGACCAAGAGUUUCAUAGCUCAAAUGAUAUAGUACACUCAGUAUCCAGCAAGUUGUGGAAUUUUGUAAAUGAGGUGAAACAAAAUCUUGCCGUGGAUGAGGAAUCCAAACCCUUGACCCCCAUAUCUUCACCGAAAAAGCUACGAACACCAUCGUUUUCAAAACGUCAGUCUUACGGAUUACAUGCUAAACAUAGACGACGAAGCUCCAAUCUCCAUGACAAAAGCCCGGGAACAAAAGUAAUUGACCCUGACUGCUCGGAUGGAGAUUUACCCGAAAACAUAGAUACUGACGGAGUGGACUCAAAGAAAUGA